Messenger RNA from Thalassophryne amazonica, 1003 nucleotides. It is a transcript of the gene mrpl47, whose product is annotated as mitochondrial ribosomal protein L47. Gene Ontology annotation, biological process: mitochondrial translation. The transcript is spliced from 7 exons. The record is from RefSeq and is a predicted model, not a curated record. Gene Ontology annotation, cellular component: mitochondrial large ribosomal subunit; mitochondrial ribosome. Bases 28 to 804 code for a protein of 258 amino acids. Gene Ontology annotation, molecular function: structural constituent of ribosome. NCBI's taxonomy places the organism in Eukaryota, Metazoa, Chordata, Actinopteri, Batrachoidiformes, Batrachoididae.
GUAAUUGUGGGAGGGACUACGCAGAAAAUGGCGUUGUCCUCAGCGGGGCGAGUUUUGACUAUUUGCGAACAGUUUCAGAAUUUCUUCAGGAUAUCUUCAGCGAUAAAUACUCAGUUAUGCGCUGUUAGCUUGAGUAAAUCUCCGUGUGGUCUUUACAGGGAAAAGUCUCCAUUCAUUCCCUCAUCUUGGUCCAAUCUCGCCAUAUCUCUGGGUCAGUGUCGAUCUCUGCACACAACCGUCAGCAGAAGAGGACUGGAAGAAUUCUUUGACUAUCCUGAAAACUGGGGAGAGACAACUGUGAAGUCGGGUGCACCGUGGACUGUCACAAAGCUGAGGGCAAAGAGCAACGAAGAUUUACACAAACUCUGGUAUGUGCUCCUCAAAGAAAUGAACAUGCUGCGAACACUUGAACAGGAGUCCAAAAGGCAAAGGCUUCCGAUGCCGAGUCCUGAAAGAAUUAAGAAGGUUCAGCGGUCAAUGACCCGGAUGGACAUAGUGGUGAAUGAGAGAGAGAGUGCGCUGCGCCUGCUGCAGACAGGUCAGGAGAAUCCAAGGCCAAGAGACUGGAGGAAGAACGUGUUUGGAGAAGUCAGAUGGUAUCAGUAUAAAGAACAUCCCAUUCCUUGGUAUCUAAAUACAAGAUACAAGCGAACAAAGUACUUCACACCAAAGUUUGUUGAACCUCAUAUAAGGCUAAGGCUUGAGAAGGACCUUAGAAUAAAGCUCAGAAAGGCUGCAACAGCACGACAAAAACUGGCCAAGCUAAAGGAGAAGUUUCCUCACAUGAAAGUCCCUGCACAAUAAACUGUCAUUCAUUCCUUUAGCUGUUAAGGAAUUUUUGACCUUUUUGUCAGUAACAUCGUUCCAGACUUGAGGCCUGGUAACGAUCUGUAGUUCAACAGUCUGAAUCGGCAUAUUUCAGAUAAUUAAAGGUUACUGCCGUCUAAAAUGUCUUUUCAGCUGUUUACAACUCAUUGUAAAAAUAAAUGUGUGCAACAUCUCA